Molecule: messenger RNA, 846 nt
Organism: Adineta ricciae
Lineage: Eukaryota; Metazoa; Rotifera; Eurotatoria; Adinetida; Adinetidae
Source: the annotation of a GenBank genome assembly
AUGAGCCAUGAUCUAUUUAAUGAUGAAGAACAUACAGCGAAAUAUCGUCUGCAUCGACCUGGCUAUCCCAAGAAAUUAUAUGAAAUCAUUCUCGAUUAUUAUUUUCGUGGGAAAAUAACCAAUGAAAGAAUUCCACUCGCGCUCGACGUUGGAUGUGGCAGUGGGCAAGCAACCGUGGAUCUUAGUUUGUUUUGUGAACGUGUUAUCGGACUUGAUGUUAGUGCUAAUCAAAUAAGUCGUGCUAUGCCAAACGACAAUAUCGAAUACCGUUGUCAUACUGCUGAAAAUCUUUCAUUCCUUCAGUCGAACUCAGUCGAUCUAAUCACAGCUGCAACGACAUUGCACUGGCUUGACAUCGAAAUUUUCCUCGAAGAAGCGAAACGUGUUUUAAAACCAAACACCGGCGUCUUAGCGGUAUGGACUUACGCAUUAGGUACCUUAGAUAACCCAAUCGCUGAUGCUAUCUAUCAUGAAUUCCAUCAUGUGCUUUUGUUUCCGUAUUGGAACGUCAAACGAUGGCUAGCUGAUGAUUACUAUGAAUCGCUCGUCCCACUUUUACCGUUUAAAUCAACGUUAAGACACGCGACAAUUGAACAUCGAACAGAAACGACGUUGGGACAUUUCCUGGGCUUCAUUGAAUCAUUGUCAGGUUGCCAAACCUAUCGAAAACAGAAUGGCGAACAAGCGUAUGAAGAUAUGUUAGCAACUUUACGACAGAAAUUGAUUCAAUGCUAUGUGAAAACAAAACUCCGGAAUAGUACCGAUGAAACAACCGACUUCGAUUCAAUUAAAAUGUCUGUUUCGAGUCCAAUUCGGUUGUAUCUCAUGAGAAAAAAUCAUAUGUAA